CAUGAUCUGAGACAUCUCAAAUACUUGUUAAGAUAACUCAAGAAACACAAGAAUGAAAAUCGUUUGCCUCCUUAUCGCUUUUCUUACAUCAGCGCUGUUCACUGGAGUACAAGCUGCUGAAAAUUUGGCUCUGUAUGGAAAGGCCACCCAAUCAACCAUUGUUAGGUCCCCCUGGACCGCUGAGGGCAGUCCCCGAAAUGCCAUUGAUGGAAAUUCUGACGGAAAUUUCCAUCAUGGAUCCUGCAGUCACACUGACAGACAGCUAAAGCCAUGGUGGAGGGUUGACCUGCUGAAACGCUAUAAAAUCACAUCAGUGGUCAUCACCAACAGAGAUGGCUACGCUGAGAGACUCAACGGAGCUGAGAUUCGCAUUGGCAACAACUUGGUUGACAACGGCACCCGCAAUCCAUUGUGUGCUGUAAUCUCCUCGAUUCCUGCUGGAGAUUUGGAGACGUUUCAGUGCAAGAACGGCAUGGAGGGGCGUUAUGUGACUGUGGUGAUACCUGGACGUGCAGAGUAUCUCACACUCUGUGAAGUAGAGGUGUACGGCUAUGGUCAAUAACCUUUGCCUCUCACUGGAAAGAUGCUGUUGUUGCAUGACACAGUAAAUAUAACUGUGAAUCACUUCUUUUUAAAAAUGAUAUGUGAUUUUAGUUUAAUCAUAGUGAUAUUAUGAUUUCAUUGAUUUAGGCUACUGCAAGGAUAUUAGGCUUUAGCCACUGACGUAUAUAUGUGCAUGGACAGCGUGCUUCUGUUGUAUUCCAUGCAAGGGUUUUGAAGCAUCCGUCUGCAUUCGUACCUUAACAAGCGCUUGCGUUUGCGUUUGACUGUCAAUCAAAAGAAUUCUGAAAGAAUUCUGUCUAUCAAAUCAACUAACAAUGCUCAUUGGUCAUUUAAAGAAUUUUAAUACGUCUCUAAAAUUAAGAGUCAGGAUGAAAAAAUAUUUGGCUGGUUUGAAAUGGAUGGGAAACUAACAGUUUGCACGAAAUAGAGUAUGGCUAGAAUUGGCAAGGAGAUGCAUGGUUUCAAGUCUCCCAUAGAGGAGAAUUGGAAAUUACAUUUAUUUUUUUUCGGCUUCCGGGUCUAAUCCCACCCCCCGCCAUUGCCUCACUUAAGAAUACAACCCAUGGAAUCUCUUCUAUUUACUGUCAAUGGCUAUAGCAGAAAAUCUUGUAGUGAAAUGUUGUGAAUCAUUAUUUCUGUCUUUUCUUUUCAUUUUUACUAUGAUUAUAAAGCCUACACAUCAUUUCCAGGUGAAUAUUAUAUUAAAGGAAUUCAGCAUUGCA
Molecule: messenger RNA, 1286 nt
Organism: Engraulis encrasicolus (European anchovy)
Lineage: Eukaryota; Metazoa; Chordata; Actinopteri; Clupeiformes; Engraulidae
Product: fucolectin-like
Exons: 4
Coding region: 53-562 (169 amino acids)
Source: RefSeq, a predicted model, not a curated record